GCGAAUCGCUCAUUGGGAUGUCUUCAGCUGAGGGGUAAUUCACACUGUCUACGGUCGACAGUUGUCCAUAAAAUAUAACAACUUCCCUCUUCACCCCCCUCACCGAUAAUAUAUCACCUACCGUGAAUUCUUCAAAAUCCCGUCAAUAUGCCCGUCACAGCGAUCGAGUCGUUCGACGACUUCCAGAAAAUCAUCAACGGCAGCCAGCCAGCCGUGAUCAAUUUCUGGCUCGAAUCAAGCGGACCGUGCAAAUUCACCUCCCCCCUUUUCGAGCAAUAUUCCGAGCGCCCGGAGUUCGCCAAGCUCAAAGCCUACAAAGUCGAUGUCGAUGCCCAAGAACAAAUUGCCCAGGAGGUUGGCGUCAGAGCCACGCCGACUUUUAUUGUGUUUAAGGAUGGUGUGAAGGUUGGGGAGUCGGUUGGGGCUGAUAGACAGCAGUUGCAUCAUCUUGUUGAACAGGCUGCUUCUCUAUAAAUACGGGGACGAUAGGAGGAAAUUGAUGAUAAUGAAUUGGUUUCGAAGACUAUUUGAUCACUUUAUGAUAUUAUGGCCAUUGUUUGAGUCUGUAUUAUCUCUGGAAUAGUCUAUCCAGUCAGAUCCCCUCCGGUACUACCAAUCAGGAUAUCUACUCGUCGGAACUCAACCUUACUUCAACAGCCUAGACGACUAUUAUAAUACACUCUAGUUAAUAGAAAGAACCCCGCACUGUAUGAAAUUCACUACAUACAAUGAACCAGGUCUUAAGG
Molecule: messenger RNA, 746 nt
Organism: Aspergillus wentii DTO 134E9
Lineage: Eukaryota; Fungi; Ascomycota; Eurotiomycetes; Eurotiales; Aspergillaceae
Product: thioredoxin family protein
Exons: 2
Coding region: 148-474 (108 amino acids)
Molecular function (GO): protein-disulfide reductase activity
Source: RefSeq, a predicted model, not a curated record